GGCACCUGCCAGGGCUCGAACCGGUGCCUGCCGGGGGUGCUGCUUCCCGUGUGGGAGCCCGACAACCCGUCGUUCGGGGACAAGGCGGCCCGGGCCAUCGUGUACUUCGUGGCCAUGAUGUACAUGUUCCUGGGCGUCUCCAUCAUUGCCGACCGCUUCAUGGCCUCCAUCGAGGUCAUCACGUCCAAGGAGAAGGAGAUCACGGUCACCAAGGCCAACGGGGAGACCAGCGUGGGCACCGUGCGCAUCUGGAACGAGACCGUGUCCAACCUCACCCUCAUGGCGCUGGGCUCCUCGGCCCCCGAGAUCCUGCUGUCGGUCAUCGAGGUCUGCGGUCACAACUUCCAGGCGGGCGAGCUGGGCCCCGGCACCAUCGUGGGCAGCGCGGCCUUCAACAUGUUCGUGGUCAUCGCCGUGUGCGUCUACGUCAUCCCCAACGGCGAGAGCCGGCGCAUCAAGCACCUGCGGGUCUUCUUCGUCACGGCCUCUUGGAGCAUCUUCGCCUACAUCUGGCUCUACCUGAUCCUGGCGGUCAUCUCGCCGGGCAUCGUGCAGGUGUGGGAAGCCCUGCUCACCCUGGUCUUCUUCCCCGUGUGCGUGGUCUUUGCCUGGAUCGCCGACAAGCGCCUCUUCUUCUACAAGUACGUGUACAAGCGCUACCGGGCCGACCCGCGCAGCGGCAUCAUCAUCGGCACCGAGGGCGACUUCCCCAAGGACAUCGAGAUGGACGGCGGCUUCCUCGCCCACGACCGCGUGCCCGACGGGGCCGCCCCAGCCUCCCCGGCCCUCACGGCCACCGGCCCCAGCCAGGAGGAGAAAGACCUGGACGAGAGCCGCAAGGAGGUCAUUCAGAUCCUCAAGGACCUCAAGCAGAAGCACCCGGAGAAGGAGCUGGAGCAGCUGGUGGAGAUGGCCAACUACUACGCCCUGCUGCAUCAGCAGAAGAGCCGCGCUUUCUACCGCAUCCAAGCCACCCGCAUGAUGACGGGAGCCGGCAACAUCCUCAAGAAGCACGCGGCCGAGUGCUCCCGCAAGACGCCCGUGGCCUCCGAGGGGCCGGCGGAGGCCGAAGAGGACACGGCCAGCAAGAUCUUCUUCGAGCCGUGCCUCUACCACUGCCUGGAGAACUGCGGCUCCGUGCGGCUGACGGUGGCCUGUCAGCACGGCGGGGAGGGCGCCCACACCUUCUACGUGGACUACCGGACGGAGGACGGGUCGGCCAAGGGCGCCCGCGGCACCGUGCUCGUGCCCUACCGCACGGUCGAGGGCUCGGCCCGCGGCGGCGGCGUCGACUACGAGGACGCCUGCGGGGAGCUCGAGUUCCACGACGACGAGACCGUGAAGACGCUGCAGGUGAAGAUCGUGGACGACGAGGAGUACGAGAAGAAGGACAACUUCUUCAUCGAGCUGGGGCCCCCGCGCUGGCUCAAGCGCGGCAUCUCGGCCCUCCUGCUCAACCAAGGCGAGGGCGACAAGAAGCUGUCGGCGGAGGAGGAGGAGGCGCGGCGCAUCGCCGAGAUGGGCAAACCGGUGCUGGGCGAGAACUGCCGCCUGGAGGUCAUCAUCGAGGAGUCCUACGACUUCAAGGCAAGGGGGGGCCGGACGCUUGGGGUCUUCCCCCAGGUCUGGGGGGAGUGGGGGCUGGAGGGGAGUGACGAGGAGGAGGAGGAGGACGGACGGGAGGAGCGGCUGCCGUCGUGUUUCGACUACGUGAUGCACUUCCUGACGGUGUUCUGGAAGGUUCUGUUCGCCUGCGUGCCCCCCACCGAGUACUGCAACGGCUGGGCCUGCUUCAGCGUCUCCAUCCUGGUCAUCGGCCUCCUCACCGCCCUCAUCGGCGACCUGGCCUCGCACUUCGGCUGCACCGUGGGCCUCAAGGACUCCGUCAACGCCGUCGUCUUCGUGGCCCUCGGCACCUCCAUCCCCGACACCUUCGCCAGCAAGGUGGCGGCCCUGCAGGACCAGUGCGCCGACGCCUCCAUCGGCAACGUGACGGGCAGCAACGCGGUGAACGUCUUCCUGGGGCUCGGCGUGGCCUGGUCGGUGGCGGCCGUGUACUGGGCGGCGCAGGGCCAGGACUUCCACGUGCAGACGGGCACGCUGGCCUUCUCCGUCACCCUCUUCACCAUCUUCGCCUUCGUCUGCAUCGGCGUCCUGCUCUACCGGCGCCGGCCCCAAAUCGGCGGCGAGCUGGGCGGCCCCCGCACCCCGAAGCUCCUCACCGUCGGCCUCUUCCUCGGCCUCUGGUUCCUCUACAUCCUCUUCUCCAGCCUCGAGGCCUACUGCCACAUCAAGGGCUUCUGA
Alligator sinensis (Chinese alligator) is the source of this 2304-nucleotide messenger RNA. Its product is annotated as sodium/calcium exchanger 2. Gene Ontology annotation, biological process: cell communication; calcium ion import across plasma membrane; sodium ion transmembrane transport. Bases 115 to 2304 code for a protein of 729 amino acids. Lineage: Eukaryota; Metazoa; Chordata; Crocodylia; Alligatoridae. The record is from RefSeq and is a predicted model, not a curated record. Gene Ontology annotation, cellular component: axon; sarcolemma; postsynapse. Gene Ontology annotation, molecular function: calcium:sodium antiporter activity. The transcript has 8 exons.